UAACCGCGUGGGUUGUGCAAGUGUGCGAGCUAGCUAGUUCGCGAGGGCGGAGUGGAAGUGGGCGUCUGCUGCUUUGGGGGAAUAGGAAAGCUUUGACUCCCUCUGGGAACCGGGGGUCGUAGUGAGAAGCGGUUCCGAAGGUUAGCCCAAGCCCCCUUUUCUGUCGCGCCUCUCCACCCGGAGCAUCUUUGAGUUGCCGGCCCUGGCACUCGCAGGCUAGUUUUGUUUGGCCCCAACGGUCCCUCCCAUUCCGCCCGCCCCCGCCUUCAGUGCCUCAGUUCCCGAAGCCACGACUUCCCGCAGCUGGAACUGCAGGCCAGGGAGGACCCCAGCAGUCGACGGCGUCCAAGAGUCUGACGACAUCUGCCUGUGCCCUCCUGGGCUGGCGCCCCGCACGUCGUGCUUCUCGCUAGCAAAGUUUCUCUGUGGAAAAGAAGCCUCUUUAGCUUUCUUCGGAUCCUGCAGCGCGCGCGCGCUCGGCUUCUCUCCCCCUGAGACUGCGCUCCCGACCGGGGUGGUACCUUUGCUCCAGCCCCCUGCUCCAGCCGCUACCACCCCCCGUCCGCCCCCCUCCCUCGGCACCCCGCUGCCCCGGCCGGCUGCCUUGGGGGCGGAGCUUGGGAAAUCUGUGGAGCCAGCUGGAGAGCCUUGGAUUCCGCGCGGGUCCUGAGAGAGCAGCGGCGAGCGGGCGAGCUGAUAGCCACAGCCUAAGGAUAGCUUAGGGUACCUAAGCACUGAAAUGAGCCCCCGAAGGGACGCUCAGGCUGCACCCCCUCUUCUGCCCUGGUUCAGUUCUCGGCAGGUUUGAGAGGGCGUAUUGGUGGUCAGAACUCCUCGAGAGGUGCUGCUGAGUGUUCGUGCCCCGACAGAGUGGCUACCCCGACUCCCUGCGGGGCUGCGAAAGGAGAAGGAGCCAAGGAGACAGCUGUCCCCAAGUUUUUCACGUGCCUGGAACUGGACUCCGCACUGGGCGCUAAAAUGCUUGCUUCCCCCUUGUCCAGGUUUCAUAGCAUGUCUGUUGACAAUUGGAAGCCUGGGCCAAUGAAGAGUCAAGUUCAAAGUGGUACUCCUGGCUUCUCCAUCCCAUACUCCAACAAGUGUAACAUGAAACUAGAGAGAGGGGUCUUCUGGUCUAACUAGCAGAUCUCCAUUCUGGAAUUGACCUUGACCGCUCUCUUAGAUACUUGGACUGCAGUGGCUCCAGGGUUCUGUUGAGCGGGGGUGGGGCUUGCUUUGCUCUGAAGACAAGACUACUACACUCAGAACCUCCACAAUGGACCGAGUUUAUGAAAUUCCUGAGGAGUCCAACGUGGAUCCAAUUUCAUCUCUGGAGGAAGAUGUCAUCCGUGGGGCCAACCCACGAUUUACCUUCCCAUUUGGCAUCCUCUUCUCCACCUUUUUGUACUGUGGGGAGGCUGCAUCUACCUUGUACAUGGUUAGAAUCUAUCGAAAGAAUAGCGAAACCUACUGGAUGGCAUACACUUUAUCCUUCUUUAUGUUUUCAUCCAUUAUGGUCCAGUUGACCCUCAUCUUUGUUCACAGAGAUCUGGCCAAAGACAAGCCAUUAUCAUUAUUUAUGCAUCUAAUCCUCUUGGGACCUGUUAUCAGAUGUUUGGAGGCCAUGAUUAAGUACCUCACACUGUGGAAGAAAGAGGGGCAGGAGGAGCCCUAUGUCAGCCUCACCCGAAAGAAGAUGCUAAUAAAUGGCGAGGAAGUGCUGAUAGAAUGGGAGGUGGGCCACUCCAUCCGGACCCUGGCUAUGCACCGCAAUGCCUACAAACGUAUGUCACAGAUCCAAGCCUUCCUGGGCUCAGUGCCCCAGCUGACCUAUCAGCUCUAUGUGACCCUGAUCUCUGCAGAGGUCCCCAUGGGUAGAGUUGUGCUAAUGGUUUUUUCCCUGAUCUCUGUCACCUAUGGGGCAACCCUCUGCAAUAUGUUGGCUAUCCAGAUCAAGUAUGAUGAAUACAAGAUUCGCCUCGGGCCAUUAGAAGUCCUCUGCAUCACCAUUUGGCGGACAUUGGAAAUCACUUCCCGCCUCGUGAUUCUGGUGCUCUUCUCAGCUACCUUGAAACUGAAAGCUGUGCCAUUCUUACUGCUUAACUUCCUGAUCAUCCUCUUUGAGCCCUGGGUUAAGUUCUGGAGGAGUGGUGCCCAGAUGCCCAAUAAUAUUGAGAAAAAUUUCAGCCGAGUCGGCACCCUGGUGGUACUGAUCUCCAUCACCGUUCUCUAUGCGGGCAUCAACUUCUCUUGCUGGUCAGCUUUGCAGCUGAAAUUGGCAGACAGGGACCUUGUUGACAAAGGCCAGAACUGGGGGCAUAUGGGCCUGCACUAUAGUGUGAGGUUCGUAGAGAACGUGGUCAUGGUUUUAGUUUUUAACUUCUUUGGAGUGAAAGUCUUGCUGGAUUACUGUCAUUCCUUGAUUGCUUUGCAGCUCAUCAUUGCUUAUCUGAUUUCCAUUGGCUUCAUGCUCCUUUUCUUCCAAUACUUGCACCCAUUACGCUCACUCUUUACCCACAACGUAGUGGACUACCUCCAUUGUGUCUGCUGCCGUCGGCACCUUCGGGGCAGGAUUGAGAACUCAGAGCUACCCUGUGAUGCCCAAGCAAGGCAAAGCAUUGUCUGAGAUUCUAUCUUCUGGGUCCUUCGGGAUAGGCUGGGGGUGGCCAAGAGCAACUUUGAAAUUGAAGGAGAGGAUGAGGCUCAUAGGUGAGUACCCACCGGGACAUUUUCUUGAAAUUUCUGGUAAGCCUCUAAGAAGAAAGAACAACUCCCAAAUAGGUUUUAUUUCUUUAAGACUGACUGCUAUGUUUGGAAACCCAGGGUAGCUAAGAAGGUUAGCUUACCAAGAAGGUUCAGAGAUACUGUGAACGGCUCCCCUCCCACCCAGGGCAGCUCUUUGGCUGUCCAAGGGGAUAAUUUACCUCCAAGCACCUUAAUCUCUCUCUCAGUGUGAUCUUGUUACUCUGCUCAUUUGCUCCAGGGCAUUACUGAGCUUUUUCCUAGGGCUGGGAUGAAUGCCCAGAAUUCCACCAGAAUAUAUACUGACUGAUCAGAGAUAUGACAAUUUGUUGAUUAUGGGUACCUCCCAGGAAAACUGGAUGAUUAAUGUGGAAUUAUAACUGUAAGCAUGGCUGGGUUUUAUUUUUCUUAAUUCCACUGAGAAACUCUAGUUUAAGAAGAAAACCCCCACUAUUAAAAGAGCUGCUCCCCAAAUAAGUUAGCUUAGCAUUGGGAUUUUAGUAGUGAUCAUAGUGAUCAAAGACCUCUCUUUUCAAGCAACCCUUCCUAGGCACACUCCCAGGAGGGAGUGCGGAGUAGGAUUCCUACGGGGCAUAAGCCAGAAUGACACUUUCUCAGGGACCUGCAGGGGCAUCCAGCCUGUGGAAUGGAGUGGUUGAGUAAAAUCUCUCACUUCCUGCCUCGUUAUCAGGAAUUCCCUCCAAACUGGUUUUUCUGUGCUCAUGGCAGUUUACUACUUGAGAUAGAUUUCAGAGAAGCGGAGCUGUAAUUGAGGAUGUUUCUAAUGUAUGGAAGAAAUGAAGAUUGCUUUGUGUCUCCUACUCUUCCGAGUAUUUUGCUGGCUUGGUUUUUUUUUCCCCCCUAGGGGAGAGAAAAGGUAAUGAUAGUUGGAUUAUUACCUUCCUCCUGUUUGGGGUUUGCGGGGCAGCUAAUACUCCAAGGUAGAGUGAAGACAGAGAAGGGAAACCGGAUCAUAUUAACUCAUCAUUGGUACUGGUUUUUGACCACCGGGCUUUAUUUUCUAAUAAGGAAAUGUUUAUCAAUCUUCUGCUCAUUCCCACACUCCCAAUGAAUGAAUGCAUAUCUCCCUUUCUCAUGAAUCUCAUAUCCGUGGGUAUUUUGAUGGGGAUGUCAGCUCAGAUGCCUCUAAGGUAACCAAGGAAUUGAGGUUAGUAUGGCCACUGCCUAUUGGGACCUAGUAUCCCAGCAUUUACCUAAUCCUUACCCCUUACAGACGAGGAAAGUAGAGAAUUACUAGCAGUAUGUACUAAUUGUUGCUGCCACAAUGUUUUGAGAAAUUGUGAAGGAUCUGACCUAAAGUCCCUAUCCAGUUUUACUCAUGAGAUCAUGUGAAGAGUUUAUCUUUAGCCUUAUCCCUUCCUCUUAUCCAGUGUCAGGAGUUUAUGGUGGAAGAGCUCCCUCUUUCAGGUAGCAGGGCUGUUAGCCAGAAUAGUCCUAUUUCCUGGCAUGUCUAGUGUGGUUUCCCAUCUUCAACCACUGUUUGGGGGCCAAAAGGAUUGAAUCGUUAAUUGGGGAGGAGAGUCAAGUGACUUGCUUUGGAGCAGUGAAGACUUUCUUCGUCAAUCCAACUCCCUCAUUUUAUCUUUGAUGGAGAGACUUAGGUUGGUGUCUGAAAACGCUCACACCUAUCUUCUAUGUUAUUUAAGGUGAAUUUGAAAGAAUCUAUUAGGCCUCCAGAAGAACACGCUGUCUCUUUGGAAUUCAAACAACAAUUUCUCUCUACUGGUUAAUAUUCCCUUCUAUUAAAAUCAGAAGCAGUGUGGAACUGUAAUUUGGCUCAUAAAAGCCAUGUGAGUCAGCUACUUAAGGCACACACUAAGCCAAGUAGGCCAAUUAGAGCUAGAGCAGAGAUACACAGGGCAGAAACAUGUGCCUUGGUAGUAGACCAGGCAUAUUUUUUCCCAUGCACCCUCCCCAGCCUCUGUGACUUAAUAUCUCUGGAAUGUAGGGAGUUCAGGAUGAGGGGUGUGGGACAGCUUUCAGACCUGAAAAACCUGCUGCCCUUACCUAAGGAGAACAGAGUCUAGUGAUACCUUAUGCUAAUGAACUCUCAGAACGUCCUAUAUGUGGUGGCCUUUCUGUUCCACAGCAGUCUUCUAGAUACACAGAAAAAAGAGAAAUUUCAAAAUAUGGUGGAUGGGCAAGGGAAGUGCUCCCCUCCGCAAACACCUUUUUAAUUGACUACUUUCUUUUUACCCUUUGAAAUCUUAAAGUGACACAGGGUAGUUGUGUAGGGGCCAGCCUUCCUGGAAGAGGAGGCAGAGAUGGGGCCAGGAAAUGGGUCUUAGAAAAGGAAGGCAGAACCAUGAAGUGUGGGGGUAAAGAGAGGCUGUUGUAGCCACAGUCCCCCCCACCGCCCCCCUGACCAGCUAAGUACCUGGAAAUGAACAUGUUAAGGAAAUGUAUCAAAUAAACUCAUAGUUGUCAAUUUCAUUUGUUCCACAAAUGUUUAAAGACUUUGGGGCCCAGAACUGGGAAGCACUCUAGGAGAAUUAAAUAAUAGUUGAUAUUUAUAAGCAUUUACUAUAUGCCUGGCAUGGUGCUUUAUAUGCACUAUUUCAUUCAGUUCUCAAAACAAUCCCUUAUGAAGUAGGUACUAUUAUCCCUCAUUUUACAGAUAAAGAUUCUAAGGCAUAUGACCUGCCCAAAACCAGCUAGUUAUCAGCGCCAGGAUUCAGUCUUAGGCGCUCAGGCUCCAGAGCUCACACUCUUCAUCAUGACACAAGCCUCUAAAUCCUCUUAGGUCCUUUGUGGAGUUAGUUUAAUAUGUUAGUGAUUCCAGGAAUCUUUUCUGGGCUGUAAUCAAGGGGCAUCACUGGGUUUACUCGAGAGAAAAAGGUCAAGUCCUAAAAGGACUGGGAUGAAAAUGGAGUAUGUGUUCACCUGUACUUAUAGGCUGAUGUUACUUAAUGUUCACAUGUACUUAUAUUUAAUGUUUACAUGUACUGAUGGGGGGAUAAGGCAGGGGAGAGUGGUAGACACAUUUCCUUUCUAGUUUCAGGAUUUUGUCUCCUGUGUGUUCUUGAACACACAGCUUCCUAUUCAUGGAUCCUAUUCAUGGGAAUAAAACUGGAGGGAGCAAUUACUACCCAGGUUUGUAUGAAUCUUCCCCCACCAACUCCCCAAACAACCAAUCACAGCAAAGGAGUGCUGAAGCUGACUCUCUUAUACUUCCUCUUAGCAACACUGCCCUUACUACUCUUGAGAAGCUGAUUCCUGAUUCUAAAGCAGGCCACAGGAUAAGGAUGUGGAAGAAUAAUGACCUUCCCCCAACUGUCACAGUCCUGAGAGCCUAAGUCAACAUUCAGUGCUCUUUCAGCUAGCCUGCUCCUGCCUGCACCUCUCUAGGUCAUGGUCCUCAGCAUUCAGAGUUGAUUGCUACUUCCAGGGUAAGGGUGGUGUGAGCAGUUGAAGGGUAGAACAUUCACCAGGACAUUCCAUCUAAACCUGGGGAGUUCGAGGGUGCCUGGCUGGCUCAGUCCAUGGAGCCUGCAGUUCUUGAUCUUGGGGAUGUGAAUUUGAGCCCCUUGUUGGUUGUAGAGAUUACUUAAAAAGAAAAUGUUAAACAAACAAAACCCAAACCCUUGUGGUGUUCCAUUUCUGAAAAGUCCUUUAGUAUACAAGCAGAGGACUUUGGACCCUCCAAAAUAUUUACCUACCCAAGAGUGGGGAUCCUCAUUCUAUGAAACUUAUGCUAUUGGGUUUCAUUACUAUCUUCAGGGAACACAUAUGUGCAGAAUCUUAUGCCUUUCCUCUUGAAGAACCAGCACCAUUAGUCAUAUACUUUAGGUCUUAGAGCCUCUGGGGUGCAAAGUGAAAGUAUGAUAUGAGCCUUGGCAACAAAGCACACACCAUGUGAAACCGGGAAGUAGCAAGGCCAACCUGUGUGAGCUAUGGGAACUAAGUGUGAAAAUGAUAUACUUUCAUGUAUAGAGAAAAUAACAUCUGAAUAGCACUGUACUAUGUGCGAAGAGCAUCGAUACAUACUAGCUCUGUUACCAUUGUAUCAUUGUUGGGACAAGCCCUCUGAGCUGUACAUAUGAAUUUGCAAUGUUCUAACCUUUAAUUUAUUAAACAAUUAUUAAACUCAUUUUGUGCCAGGGAAACCUACAUGGAUAUUUCAGAGUGCUUUAUAGAUGCUGAAAGACUCAAAAGAAAAUCCCAAAUAUUGAGUUUCAGUGAUAUUGGAGAUAAAUAGCCACUGGUUGUCAUCACUGGUAUGAGAGCAAAAUAUUGGAGCACGUUUUUGGAAGGCAUUGUCAGUUUUGUCAAAAUUAAAUGGACAUACUUUUUGUCUCAGAAUUUUAACCUCUAGGAAUUUUUCCUAUGGCAACAUAGAUACACUUAUGCAAAGAGAUGUGCACAAGAAUGUUUAUUAUAGCACAGUUUGUAACAGUGAAAAGUUGGUAACAACUUAAAUUUCCACUUACAAGGAAAUGGUUAAAUUCUGGUAUUUCUAUCAUUGGAAUACUGUCCAUCCAUUAAAAAGAUAUAUGUACCCCUAUGUUUAUUAUAGCAUUAUUUACAAUAGCCAAAAUAUGUAAGCAACCUAGUUAUCCAUCAAUGGAUGAAUUGAUAAGGAGGGUGUGUGUGUGUGUGUGUGUAUAAUGGAAUAUUAUGUGGCCAUAAAAAGGAUGAGAUCAUGCCAUUUGCAACAACAUGGGCCUAGAGGGUAUUAUGCUGAGUGAAAUAAAUCAGACUAAGAAAAAUACCAUAUGAUUCCACUCAUAAGUGGAAUCUUAAAAAUGCAUAAGCAGAAUGCAAAAUCAGACCUAUAAAUAAUGAAAAAAAAGAACCCUAAUGGUUGCCAGAAGGGAAGGAAGUGGGGGAUUGGGCCAAAGGAUGAAAGGGAAAAGGAGAUACAGACUUCCAGUUACAGAAUGAAGGUCAUGGAAUAAGAGGUACAGCAUAGGGUCCAUAAUAUUGUAAUAGUGAUGUAUGAUGACAGAUGGAUUCUACACUUGUGAACAAAGCAUAAUAUUGUACACCUGAAACUAAUGUAACAUUGUGUAUCUACUAAAAAAAUAGGGUAGAUGUAUACAGUAUGUUCUAAGUGAAAAGACUGGUUAAAAAAAAAGUAAGUUGAAAAACAAAAUGUAUAGGAUGAGAUUAUGAAGAAUUAUUGAAAACCUGGGAACAAGAGUGUCAUAGGAAGAAUAGUGUCACCCUCUAGAUCUCCACGUCUAAUCCUUAGAAUUUGUGAAUGUGUUAUGUUCCUUGGUAAGGGAGAAUUAAAUAGGGAAUUGAGGUUGUUAAUCAGUUGACCUUGAGAUGGAGAGAUUACCCUGAAUUAUGUGGGUGUGCUGGAUGUAAUCAUAAAGGUCCUCAUGAGAGAGAAGUUGAUGUGAAGGUGGAGAGAGGGAUAAUUGAAGAUGUCACAUUGUUGGUUUUAAAGAUGGAGGAAGGGGCCACAGACAAAUGCAUCUCUAGAAGCUGUAAAACACAAGGAAACAGAUUCUCCUGGAGAGUGUCCAGAAGGAGCAGGUCCCUGCCAACACCUUGAUUUCAGCCCAGUGGAACUGAUUUUGGACUUCUGACCUCCAGAGCUGUGAGAAAAUAAAUAAGUGUUUUUUAAGCCACAA
Mustela lutreola (European mink) is the source of this 8342-nucleotide messenger RNA. RefSeq names its product XK related X-linked (gene XKRX). Bases 1274 to 2623 code for a protein of 449 amino acids. NCBI's taxonomy places the organism in Eukaryota, Metazoa, Chordata, Mammalia, Carnivora, Mustelidae. The record is from RefSeq and is a predicted model, not a curated record. The transcript is spliced from 3 exons. Gene Ontology annotation, cellular component: membrane.